AUGUUCAGAAAGAUCCACUCCAUCUUUAACUCCAGCCCGCAGAGAAAGACGGCGGCCGAGAGCCCCUUCUACGAAGGAGCCAGCCCCGCAGUGAAGCUGAUUCGAAGCAGCUCCAUGUAUGUGGUCGGGGACCACGGGGAGAAAUUCAGCGAGUCCUUAAAGAAUUACAAAAGCACCAGUAGCAUGGACACCAGCCUGUACUACCUGCGGCAGGAGGAGGACCGGGCGUGGAUGUAUUCGCGCACCCAGGACUGCCUGCAGUACCUGCAGGAGCUGCUGGCCUUGCGCAAAAAAUAUCUCAGCAGCUUCAGUGAUCUGAAGCCCCGCUGCACCCAGGGCAUUUCCUCAACCUCCUCCAAAUCCUCCAAGGGAGGGAAAAGGACCCCUGUCCGGUCUACUCCCAAAGAAAUAAAGAAAGCAACCCCAAAGAAAUACUCGCAGUUCAGUGCCGAUGUGGCCGAGGCCAUUGCUUUCUUUGACUCCAUCAUUGCAGAGCUGGAUACAGAGAGACGGCCCCGGGCUGCCGAGGCCACCCCACCAAAUGAAGACGUGGACUUUGACGUGGCCACCAGCUCCCGGGAGCACAGCUUGCAUUCUAACUGGAUCCUGCGGGCGCCACGCAGACACUCCGAGGAUAUCGCUGCUCACACUGUGCAUACUGUGGAUGGCCAAUUUCGAAGGAGCACUGAGUGCAGGACUGUGGGCACUCAGAGGAGACUUGAGAGGCACCCCAUUUAUUUGCCCAAGGCUGUGGAAGGGGCCUUCAACACCUGGAAAUUUAAGCCCAAAGCCUGCAAAAAAGACCUGGGGAGCUCCAGACAGAUCCUUUUCAACUUCUCAGGAGAAGAUAUGGAGUGGGAUGCAGAGCUCUUUGCGUUGGAGCCCCAGAUGUCUCCUGGGGAGGACUACUAUGAGACAGAGAACCCCAAAGGACAGUGGCUGCUUCGAAAAAGACUUUGGGAACGGACAGUGCCCUGACCCCAUCUGGAUUCCUUGAUGUGUCUCAGGCUGGGUCCCUGAGAAGCUAUCCACUUUCAGUGCAGCACGAGGUGUUUGGUAGAGUUGAAAAUGCAAAUUGUAACACAGUCAACCCCCUUGGCACACUGCCUGCUGGUGCUGUGCUAGUGCCAAACAGACCUGUGGCUUCCCAGGGGACGGGUCUCAGGACACUCUCAGAGCCUGAGUUUCUCUGCAUGGGCUGAUGAGCAGGGACUUACAGCCUGGCUGGUCUUCAAGAGCUGAAGGAAUGGAAGGUGUUGAGUGGAGUGUCUGGGCUCAUUCUCCUGACCUCACCCGGCCUGUUCCUCAUUCUCCACGUGUCUGUCCAGGUGGCUGCUGGCGAUGUGCUCAGUACCAGAGAUGAACUCACCCAUAGAUUUCUGGGCCAAAGCUUCAGAGAGGUAGCUCCUCUUUCUAUGAGGCUCAGAGACCUGCUGGAUCUGCACUGAGGUUGUCUUCUUGUGUGCAGAAUGCAGUUGAGAAAGCAGCUCCCUUUGCUGUCUUUUCAGAGUUUUCCAGAAACUCCUGCUGCAUUAGGCUAAGAUGAGGCUAAUGCCCUGGCAAUGGGGUGAGGGAAGGGGUAUGUCAGGGGCCUGCCUGGGGGCCACACUGUUUCCUCAGGCCCAAAAACUUAGCACCCCUUCCCGUAGGCAAUUGACUAGAGAAGAAGGAAGAUGGGGUGAUUCUUUUUCUUUUUCUUCUAAUUCUUACCCAGAAAAAUCUCUUGAAAUAUCCAUGGAACCAGUUUAUGACAGGCCAUGCCUUUCCCUUUCCCCAGUUAAGAGAACAAUCAGAAUCAUUAUGUUCUUUUGGUAUAGAAAGGAUUUCUGUAUUUUAGGAAGUAUCUGAAUCAGAAUUACAUUUAAAAUAUAUUCUUUGUAUUUCUAAAUACUUUUUGCAUUUUUGCAAUAGUUGUGCCCAUUCAAGCUUGAGAACCACUGGUUUGGAGAAUAUACUGAACUUUAUCCAUUCUCACUUCUUUUUUUGGCAUUUUCUUGUAAACCAGUCUGUGCAUGUAUAAGGGCCUUUGGGCAGAAGGAAGGGAGAGAGACUAAAAAACAAAAACAAAAACAAAAAUAAAAAACAAUCACUUAAAUUAAGCCAAGGAUGUUCUAGGCUAAGGUCAGGCUAAGAACUGAACAGAAGCUUCCUUUCUGCCAUGACUGUGGGAUGAUAUUCUUAUUGUUCCAUUUUUUAGGAAGAACCUUUUGUUUAUGCGAACCUGAUCAUAUGCAUCUAAGAAUAUGUAACUCUUACAAAUAAAAGACAGCUAGUAAUUA
Rhinopithecus roxellana (golden snub-nosed monkey) is the source of this 2279-nucleotide messenger RNA. RefSeq names its product chromosome 18 C13orf42 homolog (gene C18H13orf42). The record is from RefSeq and is a predicted model, not a curated record. Bases 1 to 978 code for a protein of 325 amino acids. The transcript has 4 exons. NCBI's taxonomy places the organism in Eukaryota, Metazoa, Chordata, Mammalia, Primates, Cercopithecidae.